Messenger RNA from Pichia kudriavzevii, 5610 nucleotides. RefSeq lists its product as uncharacterized. Gene Ontology annotation, cellular component: vesicle; actin cytoskeleton; myosin complex. Gene Ontology annotation, molecular function: ATP binding; microfilament motor activity; actin filament binding. Bases 1 to 5610 code for a protein of 1869 amino acids. The transcript has a single exon. Lineage: Eukaryota; Fungi; Ascomycota; Pichiomycetes; Pichiales; Pichiaceae. The record is from RefSeq and is a predicted model, not a curated record. Gene Ontology annotation, biological process: actin filament organization; vesicle transport along actin filament.
AUGGAAAACUACAAAGGUGAGAUUUGGGUCUCCCAACCAGAUGAUAAGCAAGAUUCCAUAUUCAGAAGAGGAGAAAUCGUUGAAAAAGUCAAAGAUACAGAGAAUUCUACCAUUUACAAAGUCAAACUGAAAGACAACGAUGAAUUGGUGGAUGCGGACUUAAAAAACAUUCAUAAAGCAAAUCCAAUCAGAUUUGACGGCUAUGAUGACAUGGCUUCAUUGACGUACCUCAACGAACCUUCUAUCCUCAACAAUCUCAAAGUGAGGUAUCAGGAUGAUAAAAUAUACACUCACUCAGGUUUGUUUCUAGUUACAGUGAAUCCAUACAAGAAAAUAAAUAUCUAUAAUUCUGACUUUAUUACCCUAUAUUCUGCCAAUGAAAAAAAAUGUAAUCAACCUCAUAUUUUCGGAACAGCACAGAAAGCAUUUGAUAGUUUGAUUAAAAACAAAAAAGACCAAAGCAUUCUAGUUACGGGUGAAUCAGGUGCAGGUAAAACUGAAAAUACUAAAAGGGUGAUUCAAUAUAUUCUCUCUGUUGCUACAAAUGUCGAAAACAAACAAAGUGCUGCUGUCUUGGAAAAUCAAAUUUUACAAGCAAACCCCAUUUUAGAGAGUUUUGGUAAUGCAACAACUGUUAGAAACCUGAAUUCUUCUAGAUUUGGUAAGUUUGUUAAAAUUCAAAUUGACAGUUCCAAUAGCCAACUAGUUGGUGCUCAUGUGGACUACUAUCUAUUGGAGAAAUCAAGGGUCAUCUUUCAGGAUUCAAACGAAAGAAAUUAUCAUGUUUUUUAUCAACUUCUAAAAGGUGCACCUUUGGAUCUGCUGGAAAGAUUACACUUGAACAAUAAAUCUCUAAAUCAAUACGAAUAUUUGAAAAGCGGCUUGACCACCCCCGUUGGUAACAUUGAUGACAAAAAGGAAUUUCAAAACUUGAUCAAUGCUUUCAAGAUUAUGAGUUUUAAUGACGAAGAAGUUCUGAAUAUUUUUAAAAUAUUGGCUAUUAUAUUACAUCUAGGUAAUAUCAAAUUCAAAAAUUCCUUAAAUGAUACCAAGCAAGCCGUCUUACUGGAUGAAUCAAACGAAACAAUAGACAAAGUUGCUCUUCUUUUGGGGGUUUCAUCACAAGAAUUUAGAAAAUCCUUUUUAAAUUCUAAAAUUAAAAUUGGCAGAGAAAUAGUUAAUCAGCAAAGAACCGCAGCACAAGCUAAAUUUUCAAUUGAUGCACUCUCUAAAUCUCUUUAUGAAAAACUUUUCCAAUAUUUAAUUGAUAAUAUUAAUAGGAGCUUUAACUCAUCCACUAAUCAAAACGAAUUUAUGGACAUAUCAGAUAACUAUAUUGGAAUUUUAGACAUUGCAGGUUUUGAAAUAUUCAAGAAGAACUCUUUUGAACAACUGUGUAUUAACUACACAAAUGAGAAACUCCAACAGUUUUUUAAUCACCAUAUGUUUGAACUCGAGCAAAGUGAAUACAUGAAAGAAGGAAUUUCUUGGAAUUAUAUAGACUUCGGUAAUGAAUUGAAGCCAACCAUUGAGUUGAUCGAAGGAUCCCAAUCAAACAAGCGCAAAACCAAUAUUUUCUCCAUUUUAGAUGAAGAAUGUGUUGUUCCAAAGGGUACUGAUAAAUCCUUUAUUGAUAAAUUGUUCUCGGAAUUAGAAUCUAAGGAUACAACUGUUGAUAAAAACAAUUUAUCAUUCAAACCAAACAAAAUCCGAGACGGAUUCAUCAUCAAACAUUACGCUGGAAGUGUUGACUAUUCUGUAGAUGGAUGGCUAGAUAAAAACAAAGAUCCUUUGAGUUCAACGAUGGUGGAGUUACUAUCCAAUUCAAAUGAUAUCUUUGUCAAUGAUUUUGUUAACGCAAGUAUUACGGAAUUCAAUAUAACCGAUUCUCCUGUCAAGGGAUCUCCUAGAAAGAAAACUGGUAUGUUCAGAACUGCUGCACAGCGUCAUAAGGAACAAUUGAAUUUGUUAAUGGAUAACUUGUCUCAAACAUUUCCUCAUUUUGUUCGUUGUAUUCUCCCCAACUCUGAGAAGAAACCGGGUGUUUUUAAUGAUGCAAUAGUGCUACAUCAAUUGAGAUGUAACGGUGUUCUAGAGGGUAUUAGAAUUGCUAGAUCUGGAUACCCGAAUAGAAUUGAUUUUGAAAAUUUUGCUAAACAAUACAGCAUUCUUUCGAAUGCUAGUUUUAAUAAAGCUUCUGGAAUCAAAAAUAGCACGGCUGAUUACAAGAAAAUUUGUGAAAUAAUCCUAGGGGAACUCAAGCUUGACCCAGAAGUUUAUAAGGUUGGUGUGACAAAACUAUUCUUUAGAAACAGUGUGUUGGCGUCAUUAGAGAAGGUUAGAGAGCAAACAUUAUCAUCUAUCUUAUCUGAUUUUAAUGCAAUUGUACGCGGAAAAUUAGUAAGAGCGAGUUUUGUCAGGAACAUACAAAGAUUAAGAGCUUCAAAAGUUCUUGCUAAGAAUUUUAAACAUUAUUCACUGGUUAAGGAUGACCCUUGGUUUAAACUAAUCAACACAUUAAAACCAAGAUUAGAUGAUGUCGGGGUAGUUGAAGCGCAAUAUACUAACAGAAUUGCAAAGCUUGAAAAUCAAGUCAAAGAAAUGAGUUCUCAGAUCAAUGAUAAUUUGAAAGAACGUGAUGAGAUUAAAUCCAAGUUAGGAGCAUUAAACAAGGAAAUAGUAGAGGACCAAAAAACAAUAUCAGCAAAAGACUUUGAACUCGGUGAGUUGAAACAAGCGAAAGUAUUACUUGAAAAAGAACUUGCAAACUUAAAAAUUACUACAGAUGAAAAGACAAGUAUUUUAAAGGAGAAAGAACAAGAAAUAGAUAAAUUAUCUAAUACAAACUCAGAUCUUAUUAAUAAGUUGGAAAAUGAUAACAAGGCCUUAGUAGAUUCUAAAAAAUCUCUGGAAGCUACGAUUGAACGUAAUAACAAACAGAUAUCUCUCUUGAAUGAUGAACUAAAAGAAUUGAAGUGCACUAUAGAUAAAAACGAGUUGGAAAUAUCAAGUAUGAAACGUGAUAAGAAAUCAAAAGAUACUGCUGCUAGUAAGAAAAUUGAUGAGUUACAAUGCAAGUUAUCCGAUGCCAUUUCCGAGAGCUCUGUUAUAAAAGCUGAAUUAGAUAUGAAAUCCAAAACUUUAGCUGAGAAAAUAGCCCUAUUGGAUGAUUUACAAAUCAAAGAAAAAGCUCUGUCCCAAGAAAAUAACAAAUUAAAGGACAUUGCCCAAAAAUAUGAAUCCAAACGUGUUGCUCUUGACCAAGCUGAAAGAUUGAAAAAAGAAUUCAAGGAACUAAAACAUAAGUAUAAACAACUAAAGUCUAAUCAUGAGCAAAGGAUUCAAGAAGAAGUAAAUUUCAACAGUGGUCGUCAGCAUUAUUUAGAGGAACUAGAUAGAACCAAAAUAGUAAUUGAUGAACUGAAAAGAGAUUUAGAGAUGGAAAAGAAAAACUCUGUUGAUUUGAGCUUAAGGCUAGAUCAUGCAAAAUUGGAAACUGAAAGGGAAUUAAAAAACAAGAAAAGCUUGGAAAUGGAGGUUUCUCAACUAAAGCUACGGCUAAGAAGCACAAAUCCUGAUCAAGCUGAGCUUAGUCAACUUGAGCAUAAUAGGAGAAGUAAUUUAUUUACACCUGAUAUGCAUCGAUUGAUUGAAGAGGCAAGAUCAGCUAGGACAAGACUUGCAGCUGAGUCUUAUGAGAAUAGGACAUUGAAGGCUUUGUUGAGAAAACAUGGAAUUAGUGAUCUUAACCUAAGUAAUUACAGUAGUAAAAAUGAAUCUGAACCAAGUGAGAUCAAAAUUUUUAACGACCAUGAUGAAGUUGAUGAAUUAAGAGAGAGAUUGAGGCUCGAGAAGGAAUCAAAUAAAAGAUGGGAGGAGCGUUAUGUUCAACUGCAGAAACAAUCAGUUAUCAAUAAAACCAAAAAUGCUAGAGAAAGUAUUGAUAUCGAAGCGUAUGAUUUGUUAAGCACCGAUUCUAUGGAAUACAAGAACAAAUAUCAAAUGGCUAAAAUUGAAAUUGAUGAUUUGAAGGAGCAGCUUAAAGAACUUCGGAUUGAAGCUAAGAGGAAACCUGUCCAAAAGUCAAAUGUUCUAGCUGAUACUACCAAUAUUGAAAACAGAACAUUGGCUAGCCUCGAUAACAACAAGUCAAAAGGUGAGAACUUGAGAUUAAAGUCAGAAUUAAUGUCACUGAAGACCAAGUUGAAUCGUUUGGAAUCUGGGAAUACAAGCAGGUUUGAGCAAGAAGAAGAGAUUAUUCAGCUAAAAAACCAUCUUAAAACUCUCGAACUCUCGAACAGUAGUUUACAGGCUAGUAAAGAGAUCUACAAGGAUAGAUCUGAAGACUAUUACGCAAAGUUGAACCAAGUUGAAAAUGAGCUACAUAGCUCUAAGAUUCUUGAGGCUAAACUUAAGGAAGAUAUUUCUCACCUAAAAUCACAAGCAAAUAUGUAUCAAUCUAAAUAUUUGGAGAGCAAUUCUGAAAUUUUGAAGCUAAAUGAAAAGAUUGGAAAAUUAGAAAAGAAUUUGAUAGACAGAGAAUUUGAAAUCAAUAAAUUAAAUGACAUUAUAUCCGAUUUAAAGGAUAAAUUGCAGUGUAGUGAAGACCUCAGGAAAAGUGUAAAAUCGGUUAGCUAUGAUUACCAUGAAAACGAAAUUGAAAGGUUGAAAAAAGAAUUGGUCAAUAGUGUCAAUAAAGAAAGUGAAAUGAAUGGCUUUAUAAAAAGCAUGAACGCACAACUAGAGACCCUGAGGAACAAAGUCAAUGCUGAAAAGUCUAAUAGUUCACAGCUAAAUGAAGAGAAAAAUAAAUUAGCUAGGUCAUUGAAAGAUUGUGCUCUAAAAAAUGAAGAGUUAUGUAAACAUGUUGAAGAAAAUAUAAAUAAGGCACAAAGUUUAACUCAGCAGGUCAACGCACUGAAGGUUACUACUGCGGAUCUAACUAGAGAACGUGAUGAAUUGUUUGCAGCAAAGAGAGACCUUGAAGACAAAAUUAGGGAUAUUAAUUCUCAGUUUGAAGACAAUCUAAUGAAAGCAAAAGAAAAUGCACAUACCGUGGUCCUCAAUCAACAAUUGACUAGCGAGUUGAAUGAAGCAAGACAAGAGUUAUCCGAAAUGAGAAACAAGCUAUCUACCUACGAAAAUAAUCUGAUUGAUGUGACAGGAAAAUUAGAAUUGAAAACCAAGGAAUAUUUGAAGGCUGUUGAAGAUAACAAAAAGCUGGUUAAAUUCAAUUCAAAACUUGAGAGUGACAUCAGUAUAAUGCGUCAAAGAUACGACGCUGAACUCAAGGCCCAAGAUGAUCACUGGAGUAAGCGGGUCUCCGAGCUAGACGAAAAGCUAAGGGUAUUUAGGUCCUCGCAAUUGACUGAAAAUUACAAAAUUAAUGAGUUGAACGGUACGAUCAGAGAACUGGAGGCCCAAAACCAGAAUCUGGAACACUCCAAAAAACACCUAAAGGACGUCAUAAGACAUUUAGAAGCUAACGUUGAAAGGCUGCAAAUUAGCUACGAGAACUCAAACAAAAGAGAGGCAGAAGCUCAAACUAGAUCUUUACAUCUAUCUAACCAGUUGGAUAAACUCAGAGAAAGCCUUGGUGUGAAUAUUUGA